Messenger RNA from Rhinocladiella mackenziei CBS 650.93, 858 nucleotides. RefSeq lists its product as uncharacterized. The transcript is spliced from 2 exons. Bases 1 to 858 code for a protein of 285 amino acids. Lineage: Eukaryota; Fungi; Ascomycota; Eurotiomycetes; Chaetothyriales; Herpotrichiellaceae. The record is from RefSeq and is a predicted model, not a curated record.
AUGGACCGCGAUCUCUAUCACCCGGAGCCGCUAUUCCUGGAUGGCGCCUUGAACCUCCUUGUGGCCACCGCGCCUUUUCUGGACGGCAGUAGUUCAGCCAGCCUGUACACCGAAUCACUGGUGAAGCGAGAAGAAACCCAUACGGCGUACAUUGACAACCUUCUCAACGCCCACCCCCCUACCAUGUCAACACUCUUGGGCCUUUUCCCAGUAGAGUACUGGACCAAUGCUUCGACUUCCUCCACAAUGGACGAUCUCAUAACGGACCCGAGCAUUAUUGCAACCGAUAACAAUACCAGACGGGGACAGAUGCAUGUCAGACUGACGUGGAAGCGCAUAAUUCCCGAAUGUGCAUCACAAUCACCCGCGAAGGUAACUCAACACCUUCACGUCGACGAGGUUGGGUGUGGUCGUAUCCUUCAUGACGUGUAUCUCGGUAUAUUUCAGCACGAGGACGUGCAGCGGCUGCUCUCAGAUAUCAACCUGCACUCCAUGUCAAAAGCUUCGCUCCUGCGCUAUCACCGCGGAAGUUACGCUCUGUUUCUUCGCUUUGUACGCAGCAAGAUUGCCAUUAACUGGACCCAAGUCAUGGAUCAUCUCCUUAGGCUCAUCGAGACCGAGUCUAGUCUCCUAAUGGGGAUGAAUUACAUCCAGGAGCUGUAUCUGUACCUCCACAUAUUUCAAGUGCACUCAGUGGACGCAUUCUCGCGCCCACUUAACCAACACUACACUACUGCAGAGAAUGGAUUGGAGAGCUGGAAGCGCAUUUCCCCGGUCAUUUGCAUCACAUUAAAGGUGCCUCGGAAACAACUCAGAGCAACAACAAAUCUUGAGCCGACGGAGAUUGGCACACCAUGA